AUUCAGCGCCCUGACCGGCUCCUGUGUGGUGAUUCCCUGCAGCAUCCCGUACCAGGAAGAUGAGCCGUUCACACGUGGUGUCUGGUCCAAAAGAAAUAAUGAUAUCAUCUACCAUAAUGACCAGAGCAUUGUGGUUGACCAUUUCAAGGUCCGCACCAGAAUAUUAGGAGAUCUGAAUGAGGGGAACUGCUCAUUAGAGAUUGAUGACAUCAAGCCCUUUGACAAUGGGCCCUUCUGUUUCCAUGCAGAGAAACAGGGCAUGGACAGAUACAGAUUCAACAAUAGCUGCGUAUUCAUUGUUAUGAAAGCGUCCCCAGAAAAACCGGUGAUGACCUCAGUUCCAGCAGAAGUUGAUGCUGGCUUAACGAUUACUGUCUCGUGUUCUGUGACACACACAUGUCCGUCACAUCCUCCAGUGUUCUCAUGGAGUGUCCCUCACCUCACCAGCGAGGUCACACACAACUGGAUGCCGCAGGGCACCUGGGAGACGACCUCCACCAUCACGUUCAUGGCUGCUGGAGGAGAUGGGGUCAAAAACCUAACCUGUACUGCCAUCUUCUGGCGUGGCAAGCAACGAGCCAGCACAGUCCAGAUGACUGUGAAAGGAUCAAGCUCUCGGGCAGUAGCAAUUGCUUUGUCAACUCUAUUCCUGAUUGUAAUCAUCCUAGCUGCAGCGUUUGGAGUGGUCUUCUAUAGGAGGAGGAAGCGCUCUGCCAACCAGCUUAGACCACCACCUCGUCCUGAGAAAAGGAGAUCACUAUGGGAUAGAUUAUCCAAGAGAAACCCUGAAGACAGGCAGAGACCUCCAAGACCAGAAAAACGGGGGUCCAUUUGGAAUCGAUUCUCCCGAAACCAAGGCAACGCUGCUAACCUCAGUGUUGGCUAUUCACGCAACACCCCCACCAUUGUAAACUGUGACACUAAAAUCUCCAAACAACGCUUUCCAUCCCCAAAGGAUCACCGGAGAGCUCCUCGCUCCGUCAGUCCUGAGGAUUACAAUGUGUAUGGCAACUGUUGAGUUCUUCAAGAUACUUCUCAGAAACAUCACAUCCUUAGGGACAACAUUGCUGUUAUUUUUUUACAUUCACACACAACUGCACAGUACAUGUUUGCAUGUGAAGGGUGAUGUUGGUCUUUCAUUUAACCUUGCUUCAUUUAAAUAAUGUAUUAUCGGCUGUCAUUUAACAAUAAAUAAAUAUGCUUAU
Molecule: messenger RNA, 1205 nt
Organism: Etheostoma spectabile (orangethroat darter)
Lineage: Eukaryota; Metazoa; Chordata; Actinopteri; Perciformes; Percidae
Source: RefSeq, a predicted model, not a curated record